Molecule: messenger RNA, 3828 nt
Organism: Effrenium voratum
Lineage: Eukaryota; Dinophyceae; Suessiales; Symbiodiniaceae
Source: the annotation of a GenBank genome assembly
AUGGCGACACGCGUCUUAGUGCACCUCACAGCGGUGCAGGAUGCCCAGGCCGGCCCGGAGGUGCAGAAGAUCGGCGUGGCUUUCCGGUCCUUUCCCCCCGAGCCGGUGGUGGUGAGCAACGUGGCGGCGGACAACUGGGGCCAGCGCAUCGGUUUCCAGGGAGGAGAGGAGGUGGUGGCAGUGAACGGCGUGGACGUGACCAACAUGACCAGAGAGGAGUUCAAAGACGCGCUCAAGGAGCGGCCUUUGACGCUGAGGUUCCGCGUGCAGCCAGAGGCGCCGCGGGCGCUGCGGGCCGUGGUAGCGGCAGCGGAGGUGGACAAGUUGGGGCUGUCCUUCUCGCAGCUGCCGCCAUCCCCGGUGGUGGUGAACAAGGUCAUGGGCUGGGCCCAGAUCGCCGGCUUUGAGGGCGGAGAGGAGAUAGUGAUGCUCAAUGGCAAACAGGUCUCGGCGAUGUCGUCGGAGGAGUUCAAAGCAGCGCUCAAGGAGCGGCCUUUGGACGUGAGGUUCGAGCUUCCGGAGGAUGAAGCGGUCAUCGAGGAGGUCACUGCCACAGAGGAGGUCACCAAGAUCGGGCUGGCCUUCGACCGGCUGCCGCCGGAGCCCGUGGUGGUGAAGAAGGUGGCGCCUGGAACCUGGGCGGACGAGAUGGGCUUCCAGCGAGGGGACGAGAUCCUGGAGGUGAACGGCCAGGAGAUCUAUACCAUGGACACGGAAGCCUUCACCCGAGCGCUGCGAGCUAGACCGCUGGUGCUCAGGUAUGCGUUGAGCGACCCGGAAGAGGUCAUCGCCGAUGUCUCCGUAGAGAAGAUCGGGCUGUCCUUCCGCCAGAUGCCGCCGGAGCGUGUCAUCGUAAACAAGGUGGCAGCCGGCACCUGGGCGGAGGUGGUGGGCUUGAACCCAGGCGACGAGAUCGUGGCACUGAACGGCCAGGCUACGGAGGACAUGGAGAGCGAUAGCUUCAAGGCAGCGCUGAAAACACGACCCCUGGUCUUGAGGUACUUCCCUGGCGAGGGCGAGGACCAAUCACCAUCAGCACCGUCCGCCCCAAUUUCGCCCUCUGAAAAGCCCCAAAAGCAGGCGAAGCAGGAGGCAACAGAACAAGAACAGGCGGCUGCCACGAAAAUCCAAGCGAUCCAGAGAGGAAAGAAUGCGCGCAAGGCCACAGAAGAGCAGAAACAGCAGCAGCAGGACAAGAAGUCAGCGGCCCAGCUAGAGGCAAAGCAGCAAGAAGAGGCGGCUGCGACAAAGAUCCAAGCGAUCCAAAGAGGAAAGAAUGCGCGCAAGGCCACAGAAGAGCAGAAGAAGCAGCAGCAGGACAAGAAGUCAGCGGCCCAGCUAGAGGCAAAGCAGCAAGAAGAGGCGGCUGCGACAAAGAUCCAAGCGAUCCAAAGAGGAAAGAAUGCGCGCAAGGCCACAGAAGAGCAGAAGAAGCAGCAGCAGGACAAGAAGUCAGCGGCCCAGCUAGAGGCAAAGCAGCAAGAAGAGGCGGCUGCGACAAAGAUCCAAGCGAUCCAAAGAGGAAAGAAUGCGCGCAAGGCCACAGAAGAGCAGAAGAAGCAGCAGCAGGACAAGAAGUCAGCGGCCCAGCUAGAGGCAAAGCAGCAAGAAGAGGCGGCUGCGACAAAGAUCCAAGCAAUCCAGAGAGGAAAGAACGCGCGCAAGGCCACAGAAGAGCAGAAGAAACAGCAGCAGGACAAGAAGUCAGCGGUCCAGCUAGAGGCAAAGCAGCAAGAAGAGGCGGCUGCGACAAAGAUCCAAGCAAUCCAGAGAGGAAAGAACGCGCGCAAGGCCACAGAAGAGCAGAAGAAGCAGCAGCAGGACAAGAAGUCAGCGGCCCAGCUAGAGGCAAAGCAGCAAGAAGAGGAGGCUGCGACAAAGAUCCAAGCGAUACAGAGAGGAAAGAAUGCGCGCAAGGCCACAGAAGAGCAGAAAAAGCAGCAGCAGGACAAGAAGUCAGCGGCCCAGCUAGAGACAAAGCAGCAAGAAGAGGCGGCUGCGACAAAGAUUCAAGCGAUCCAAAGAGGAAAGAAUGCGCGCAAGGCCACAGAAGAGCAGAAGAAGCAGCAGCAGGACAAGAAGUCAGCGGCCCAGCUAGAGGCAAAGCAGCAAGAAGAGGCGGCUGCGACAAAGAUCCAAGCGAUACAGAGAGGAAAGAAUGCGCGCAAGGCCACAGAAGAGCAGAAAAAGCAGCAGCAGGACAAGAAGUCAGCGGCCCAGCUAGAGACAAAGCAGCAAGAAGAGGCGGCUGCGACAAAGAUUCAAGCGAUCCAAAGAGGAAAGAAUGCGCGCAAGGCCACAGAAGAGCAGAAGAAGCAGCAGCAGGACAAGAAGUCAGCGGCCCAGCUAGAGGCAAAGCAGCAAGAAGAGGCGGCUGCGACAAAGAUCCAAGCGAUCCAAAGAGGAAAGAAUGCGCGCAAGGCCACAGAAGCGCAGAAGAAGCAGCAGCAGGACAAGAAGUCAGCGGCCCAGCUAGAGGCAAAGCAGCAAGAAGAGGCGGCUGCGACAAAGAUCCAAGCGAUCCAAAGAGGAAAGAAUGCGCGCAAGGCCACAGAAGAGCAGAAGAAGCAGCAGCAGGACAAUAGAUCGAAGAGUGGCAAGGUUUCAACUGCUAACCAGAAAGCCUCGUCCGAGGCCGAAGAUCAGCAAAAGGUGGGGAGCCAGCCGAUCCCGGCGAAGGCUUCGACGACAGUUUCCCAGGCAUCGUCUUCAAGCUCCGAGACUCGGAAGCGCUUCAGCAUCGUGUCUCCCCGCAAGAGCCAGCGCUCCGCGAAGAAGGAGGCCAGACCAGAGGUAAAGAGUGCGGAAGCGACUGCGAGCAAGACACAGGAGGCGAAAAGAGGAAAAGCGACGAGCGAGGCUGAACAAUUCCCCCAGCAAGAGGAUGCCAAGCGUGGGGCGGAGGCCGAGACUGCGAAGAGUGACGAAUUGGAGGCGAACUCCAAAGAGGAGCCGUCGCAAGCUCUUCAGAAGGAAGUCGAGGACGAGAGCGAAGCGAUGCCCUCGCAGGAAGACACCGCGAAGGAGGAAGCGAAGUCCAAAGACUCGGAGGCGGCGGCGACCAAGAUCCAAGCCUGCGAGCGUGGACGGAAGGCGCGCGUCGCCCUAAGAGCCAAGACUUCCGAGGUCAAGAGAAGCAAAGGCAGCGCCAAGGCGAAGGGCGAGAAACCACAGGAGAGAAGAAGUGGUAGUCCCCGCCAACGCGCCUCGGUGCGCUCCUCUUUGGGCGAGGCGGACGUGAAGCUUCGCUUCCAAGUGCGUGGCCUGCAGUAUGAGGCCUUGGAGGAGGAUGUGGCGGCGAUGGUCCUCUUCGAAGGCGCACUGAAGAUGGCGAUUGUGCAGCAGGCUGGUGCGCGGCUGCUGCCGCAGCAUGUGCAGCUCAGCGCCAGCAAGAGCCUGCGAGUCUCGGCCAAGAUCAGUGCACCGGUCGGGGUGCCGCUGUCCAUGCUCUUCUCCUGCCUCGACGGGUCUCGUGGCGCUUUGUGUGAGGCUCUAGAGCAAUCCUUGGCGAACACUUCGGGUCUGGGCGCAUGUCACUCAGAGGAGCCACUCGCUGUGGACAACCUGGAGCUGGAGUUUGGGGAGGCAUCGCGGAAGAACUCCUUUGUCGCAUCGCCGGGUAGGUUUGUCUUUGGCCGGGGGGCUUCGAGAGCUUCACGCCGCCCUCAGCGCUCGCGGCGCCGGCCACGCCCGCGGCGUACCUGGCGGAGGAGUGGGGCGGGGCAACGGGCUCCGGCGCCUCGCCGCCCCGCACUCCUCGCACGCCUGGCACUCCUCGUCGCCCCGCCUCGGCGCCCACGCGAGGGCGCAAAGACGCGUCGGCGCUGA